UUUUUUUUUUUUUACACAGUUCAUAGCAGCUCUCAAGAAAGCUACUUUCCUAAAUUGAAACACAAAAACGUUCAUGAUCUGGAAACAUCAUUCUUCCCUACUUCCUUGUCACGUGAUAUUAUGCUAAACAAUUAGCAUCCAAUGAUGAGUACACUGGCGAAGGCAUAGAUGGUCAUUGUGAAGGCCGGCACGAUGGAAACGACUGCAAGAGCGGUACUCAUCCUACUUCUCGACGGAUGUCGUCCGAUUCCGAGAAACCGAACUACGUACGCACUUCAUUUCGACAUCACUCUGGCACAUACAUCCAUACGAAUCGAAAGCACAGCUAUCCCUCUGCCUUUCUUGAAAGCUCGUUUUCUUGACCGUUCAUACCUCUUGCGUAUUCGUAUCGUCAGCGUAGGAGAUCAACAUCAAUCACAAGAUAGCUCUUCGACAUACACCAGCAUGGAUAAUCUGCAUUGUCUUCUAUACGAUGACUGGGCGGAUCUCCACGCUGCCGACGCCUCGCACCGAGGUCCGUUGUUCUCGUCAGAAGAGUCGAAGGAAAUCGAAUCCCUGUUAACCGUCCCGGUAUACCCAGUCUAUGGUGAACGGGCGGACUUCUGCGCUACCGACGCCUCGCACCCAGGAACCUCCUGUGUAAGCUACGGGCAAACACCAGUCAACUCACACGUACGGCGGGCGCAAACGCCUCUUCGCAGCGAAGGCGCCUCUCCUCCUAAACCCUUUGUCCAAGCAAAUAUGUGCUUUGGUGAUCCGGGUGACCGGAUUGGAACCGCACGCGGUUCCGAAAGGUACUACAAGGAAAUAGGCGCUUAUCGAAACAUCUCGCCAUGGCAGUCGUCCUCUCUACCGUUUUUUUACUUUGCUCUACCGUUCUUGGAAGAAUAUGUCACCCCGUCACUACCUUCGCAUAUGCAUCCUUCGUCGAGCAAAAAUGUUGCAACCGAAGGACAGGCCUCUCACAUCCCAACCUACAUCAUCGGCAUCGGCGGUAGCCCUUCGAGUGGCAAGUCAACACUAGCCUCACACCUCAGCUAUGUAUUCAAAAAAUUCGGACCGCUCAGUAGAGUCUUUAUCAUCUCGCAAGACGCCUACCUCCUCCCGUCUGCACAUUGUCCACAAAUAACUCUGCAAAGUGGGAAGCGUGUUGUUCACAGAGACUGCUUGUUCUCAGUUGAUUGGGAAGACAUGUUAAAAGAUGUCAAUAAUCUGACAGCAGGCAACAAUGUUUCCGGGCCGGAUCGAAUCAGGGAGACAGAAGCCACUGGAAAGGGCUGCAACGCUGGCAUGUCACAUAUGAGCACUAUUGAUAUUAAUGACGUUGUUCGUCAACGAAAGACAACUCUCUCGAAGGCGAUCAAACUAGGUCUUGGGAGCUUCUAGCUAGCUCGCUUUUGUUCCAAGACACUCACAGACUAUUCAGAGAAUUCGACAUCCUUGCCGUCACAGCUAAUACUGAUCGAAGGCCCCCUCAUGAA
Molecule: messenger RNA, 1481 nt
Organism: Colletotrichum godetiae
Lineage: Eukaryota; Fungi; Ascomycota; Sordariomycetes; Glomerellales; Glomerellaceae
Exons: 2
Coding region: 169-1386 (405 amino acids)
Source: RefSeq, a predicted model, not a curated record